GAUUAGCUCAUGCACAACAGGUGUGUCACUCAGCUCGCUUGGCACUGCUCCCUGAACCAGCUCCACCUCUCCCCUCUACAGCUGAGCUACACAUUCACAUUCAGCCAAUUUGGAAUCACAACCUAACCAAACAUGCGUGACUUUGAACUGUAGAAGGAAACCGGAAUACCUGGAAAGAAUCCAUGCUGACGCAGGGAGAGCGUGUAAACUCCAUCGAAGAGGGUCCCUGAUGACGAGCAUGUUGAAACCAGAUACCCUCUUCCUAUGUUAACAGUGUUAACUACUGCAGUACCGUGCUACCCUAGGAUGGCAUAAUCAUACUUAACUUAUUUCCUUACCAGUGACGAGAAGCAACCCUAAAGUCUUAACAGCACUUUCUAUAGCGUUGUUAGAUAACAUCAUUCUACUCCCAGCUCAUCUUCUCUUCACAUUCGAAAGGGAACUCAUAUUCACACAGGAAGCCUUUGAACACAUGGAGAGAGAAAGGCAACGCCUGUCAUCAGUCACAGCAGACUGUCUGUCGGUUAACUGGCAAGGCAGAAUGUCACGACGGGACCAGAGGUUUCGGCGAGGCACGAAAGGACGGUGUUGUGAAUGUGGCUGUAUUCUGUCUCACUGGUACUAUGAAAGAGAGGGGCAGCUGUAUUGUAAAAAGCACUACUGGUGCCGUUAUGGAGGACACUGCCACGGUUGCAAGGAGACCAUUGCAACAGGACUCAUAAUGGUUGCUGGAGAGCAAAAGUAUCAUCCUGAAUGCUUCACUUGCAUGAGCUGUGAUAUGGUCAUUGGAGAUGGAGACACCUACACGCUUAUCGAACGCUCUAAGCUCUACUGUGGUCACUGCUAUUGUCAGGGUGCUGUAUCGGACGUGGAGCCAACUUCUCCAGUUACCAAGAGACCACACAUGGUGGCGCUGGUCUCUUUCCCUCCACAUGCAGUCGGACAACGAGGCCUGAGUGUAGUCAUUGAUUUCGGCAAAGACAAAAGUCCUCUUGUGACUGUGACAGAGCUGGACUCAUCAGUCCUAAGCCCUGACCUGCUAUCCUCUGUCCACACUGGUGAUCGAGUAUUGGAGGUUAACGGCAUCCCAGUGCGCAAUAUUUCUCCAGAGGAGAUAAACCGUGUAAUCCAGAACACAAGCAGACCACUGCAGCUGACCAUUGAGCACAACCCACAGGCACCUCAUGACCUCUUUCACUCGGACAGUCCCUCGGAUAACAUCUCUUGUCCUGAGCCCCCUGUCCGCAACAAACUAUCUUCAACCCAGAAACUCCCAAGUCUGGAGGAAGAGCCAAGUCCCAGAGAAGAACCAGAUGAGCAAAAUGAACAAAUUAGGAUGAGACUCUCACCAUCUCAGCACCAAGGGACCCCAGGAAUCCGAUCCAGAAACAUUUCGCGCAGCUGCAGUAUAGAUAAGUGCCACGUGUCUCCUGGAAUGCUGUCGCUUUUAUCUCAAAAAAAAGAAAUGGUUCGCUCAGAGUCUCUUCGAGUAGAUCCAGGAGACCGGGCGCACCGCAUCUUUAGACCUUCAGACCUCAUCCACGGAGAAGUGCUGGGCAAGGGCUGCUUUGGACAGGCUGUCAAGGUAACGCAUCAGGAGACUGGGGAGGUCAUGGUGAUGAAAGAGUUGAUACGCUUCGACGAAGAGACGCAGAAGACUUUUUUAAAGGAGGUAAAGGUGAUGCGCUGUUUGGACCAUCCCAAUGUUCUCAAGUUCAUUGGGCUGUUUUAUAAGGACAAGCGAAUACAUUUUGUCUCUGAAUACAUCCAGGGAGGAACUCUUCGAGAGACUAUCAUAAAAAUGGACAAGGAUUUUCCCUGGAAAAUUAGAGUUGGGUAUGCUAAAGACAUUGCAGCUGGGAUGGCUUAUCUACACUCCAUGAAUGUUAUCCACCGAGAUCUAAACUCAUACAACUGCCUGGUCAGAGAGAACCAGUCUGUGGUGGUGGCAGAUUUUGGACUAGCCAGGUUGGUAAUGGAGGAGAGAAACCAGAGCAGAACAUCUUCGUUUGAACGUCCGACAAAAGGGACGCUGUCAGAGCUCCGCAAGCAUGACCGCAGGAAGCGGUAUACUGUGGUAGGAAACCCCUACUGGAUGGCGCCUGAGAUGAUCCACGGGAAAACCUAUGAUGAACGGGUAGACAUCUUUUCCUUUGGCAUCAUGUUAUGCGAGAUAAUAGGGAGGGUGAGUGCAGAUCCUGACUACCUUCCAAGAAGAAAUGACUUUGGGCUGAAUGUGGCAGGUUUCCUGCAGCAGUACCACCCUCCACAGUGCCCCUCUGCUUUCAUGCCACUGGCUGUUCUCUGCUGUGACAUGGACGCUGAUAAACGUCCGUCCUUUUUGAAGCUGGAGGAGUGGCUGGAGAACCUGCUGAUGCACCUGGAUAUUGGUCUGCCUCUGCUCUCUGAGUUAGAGCAGCUCUGCAAAGCUUUUUGGCAGAAUAAUAACCACCAAUGCUCUGAAAACACAAAUAACCACACUGAGCCGAAUCAAUUUACUGAAAACAAAGACCAAAAUGGCAGACUUGACAGCCACACAAACCACGAGCAGAACGCUCAGGCUGACCUUACUGUGAGGACUGGGUCAGAGGGUAGAAACCAGUCGUGCCGCAGGUCGAUAAGCACAGACUCAUGCAAUCAUGGCUCUGAAACCUAUGAACACAGUAACCCUGCAGAACAACUAGGAGCCCGGCGUGAGCAGUCAAGACCAGUACCAGAGCAGUUAAAUGGGUCCAGGAGGAUAUACAAAGCAUUGUGGGACACAUCUACAGAGGAUGGCUCAUUUCUUUGAUUGAUGACCAAGAUGGGACACAUCUACAAAGCCCAGUGUUAAAGGAAUAAGACUGUUUGUGGAGACAUUUGUGUCUUUUCAGUCAAGUAAAUUAGUCAUGAAACUGCAUUUGUGAGAGGAAUAUGUAAAUGUAGAAUCAUGCAAGAUAUUCAACAUGCGAAGCAGUAAAUAUUUGUAUGUUGCCCACAUUGGUCUCAUACUCCACUGUGAACCAGUAUUUAUGUGAUUGCAGCUAGAGCCCUGCUGACACUGAGAAUAGCAAAUAUCAAAAUUGAAAUUAACUGUUUCCAUUUUUUUUUUUUUUAAAUGGAAAUGCACAAAAAGAACUAAAUUUUAUUUAAAUUCCAUAAAAAUUGUCAGUGGACAGAUUAAGUAAAGACAAUCCUUUUUUAUAAUUUACCUCGACUGUUUUUUGGGGGGAUUUUUGUUUUGUUGUUGUUGUUGUUUUUGUUUUGUGUACUGCAGCUGGUCUUUACUUAUUGGCCAACAACAUAAGCUAAAUCUGGUUGUUUACCAUUUAGGCUCUAGUUUCACUUUUACCAAGAAGCUGUGGAACACAUGUCACUUUAUGUCGCCUUAUGUAUUUGCUGCGGAAAAGUGUCAAACCGAAUCUAACCCAACUGAGGACAUUAAAACUUCUACUGCUACUAAACUAUAAUUAAGAAAAUAAAGAGAUGCAAGUCAAAAAUUUUAACUACGAUGUAGCAAAGAUUUAUUUACCAAACAUUACACAAAAUUAAAUAUAAACUAUUUAAUAUUUUAAAAUGCUGACCUUAUUAAAGACAAAUUAGCCAGAAUUAUCAGCACGGUUCUUCUUAAAGGAUUGCACGCAUUUUUGUUAUGAUGGACUGUUUACACUCACCUUUUAGGUACACCCUUUUGCCUUAGUUCUUCAUGGCAUAGAGUCUGGAAACAUUUCUCAGAUCCACUCAACACACAGUUGCUGCAGAUUUGUCGGCUGCAUAUCCAUGAUGUGGAUCUCUCGUUCCACCGCAUCUCAAAGGUGCUGUAAUAGAUUGGGAUCUGGUGACUGUGGAGGCCACUUGAGUGCAAAGAAGUCAUUGACAUGUUCAAGAAACCAGUUUGAGAUUAUUUGAACUUUGGGACAAAUGAUCUCAUUCUGCUGGAAGUUGUGCACUGCGGUCAUAAUUCAAUAUGAGUCUCCCCCAUUUUUAUUUUAUUUAUUUUUUAAGAUAUAUUUCACAGUCACCUCAAGGAACUUUAUAUUGUAGGUUAAAACAUCACAACAUAAAAACCCUAAAGGGAUAGAAAUGGUCAGCUGCUGUACUAAGGUAGGCUGAGGUAUUUAAAUGAUGCUCAGUUGGGGCCCGAAGUAUCCCCUGCAACAUGAAUACAUGCAUCCUUGUAUCACCAUUGAUACAAGGAUGCAUGUAUUCAUGCUUUCAUGUUGUUUGGGUCAAAGUAUGACCCCACCAUACAAAUGUUGCAGCAGAAAUCGGGCACUGUUUUGUUUUUUGUUUUUUUGUUCAAAUGCAGUGAUCAUAUGCAAACUGUAGUCUGUUUCCUGUUCUUAGCUGUGGCCUUCCAAUUAAAGGUUCAACAUGGUGUGCAUUCAGA
Molecule: messenger RNA, 4369 nt
Organism: Maylandia zebra (zebra mbuna)
Lineage: Eukaryota; Metazoa; Chordata; Actinopteri; Cichliformes; Cichlidae
Product: LIM domain kinase 1
Biological process (GO): positive regulation of stress fiber assembly; actin cytoskeleton organization; protein phosphorylation
Cellular component (GO): neuron projection; nucleus; cytoplasm
Molecular function (GO): ATP binding; protein binding; protein serine/threonine kinase activity
Source: RefSeq, a predicted model, not a curated record